Molecule: messenger RNA, 971 nt
Organism: Neurospora tetraspora
Lineage: Eukaryota; Fungi; Ascomycota; Sordariomycetes; Sordariales; Sordariaceae
Product: thioredoxin-like protein
Exons: 2
Coding region: 106-876 (256 amino acids)
Biological process (GO): protein folding
Cellular component (GO): cytoplasm
Source: RefSeq, a predicted model, not a curated record
CAAGCUCGACAAGCUCCCUGAACAUCAUCGACCUUCUCCCUAACACUCCGCAAUUUGCCCCUCCUUCAAGCCGACACUACCCCUUGACCGCCACGCACGUUCGAGAUGGCCGCCCCGGGAGACCAGCGCAUAGCUGUUCCUAUCGACGACCCCAACGCCGACACAGAAUGGAACGACAUCCUUCGCAAGCAUGGCGUCAUCCCCGAGAAGCCCCCCAGCCCGACGCCUAUGAUCCAAGAAGCUAUCGAAGAAGCGCGUCGACUUGCACACGAGAACAGACUUGAAGGCAAGGACCUGGAUGAGCUUGACGAGCUUGAAGACGAGGAGGACGAAGAGUUUCUGGAGAUUUACCGCCAGCAACGGAUGAAGGAGCUCAGCGCACUGCAGAAGAAGUCGGUACAUGGCAGCGUCUAUCCCUUAUCCAAGCCCGAGUACUCCCGCGAAGUCACCGAUGCGUCACAGAACGGACCGGUGUUUGUCCUCCUUACAUCCUCCUUGGGCACCAAUGUCGAGUCGAGAGUUCUGUCAGAGCUGUGGCGCCAGGCGGCACGCGAGUACGGCGACAUCAAGUUCUGCGAAAUGAGAGCGUCGCAGGCCAUCGAGAACUACCCCGAGCGCAACUGUCCUACGAUCUUGGUCUACAACAAGGGGGAUAUUGUCAAACAGGUCGUAACACUCAUGACAAUGCAUGGUGUCAAGACCAAUAUGUUGGACAUCGAUAACCUGCUCGUCGAUGUUGGGGCGAUCCCUGACAAUGACAUGCGGGUUGCCAAGAGGAGGAGAGAAGUUCAGGAGGCGGAGGAGGAGAAGCUCUUUAGCAAGAACAUCAGAAGCACCUCUGACCACAAGGAAGAGGACGACGAUGACUGGGACUGAGUCGGGCAUGUCAUAAUACGCCACAUCUCAUCGUGCCAUCCCGGCAGCCCGAGCGAGGAGACACGAUACCAUUCCGAGGUCGAACUCAGCAUGCU